GGCGGCGGCGGCGGCGGCUCCCUGGCAGAUAGGAAUCUGGGACAGAUUUUGCCGGCAGCCACGAAGCAGGGCUCUUUGGUAAUAAAAUCGCCAAUGUAAUUUGACACUUCAACUUGCUCGGCGCUCGGCGAGUUGAUUCACUUCUUCUCCCCACUACCGCCGAGCUCCUUUUCCCUGGCUGCGAGAGGGGAUUGCUUGCCUUUUCUUUUUGUUGUUUUUAAAGAUAAGAAAUAAUAACAGAUUUUUUUUAAAAAAACCGUGAAAUUUUAAAAGGCCGCCCGAACGAGACCCUGCAAAUCCACCGGAGAAAGAAAGCGAGAGAGAGGGAGGGAGAGGAAAGGAAAGGAAUAUUUUUCCCCCUUCGGCCGCCUGCUUUCUUCCCUCUGAAUUUUGUCCCUUGCUUUUGCAAUCCUUGCGAUUUUCUCUCUCGGGCCCCCCUCGGCAAACCGUAGGAGAGACCUUCUGUGUUGUUGAUGCGAACAGAGCUCCUGGUUGUCUUCUCCCUCCUCCUCCUCUCCCCACUCAUUGAGAGAGAGCUCCCAUAAGCUAAUUGACAGAAGCCUCUUCGGAGAGUUAAAAGAAAGUGCCUAAGAAAUUAACUGUGCGAGGCCCUUUUGCCAUCAAGUUGUACAUCUUGCCAGCAGUAUUGAGUGUGGGACUCAACUCAGACCAGUAGUUUUCCUUCCUAAAUGGUGAAUGGCCUGAAGGACAACGCAUUUUGUUAUGUGAAGCUACAAAGGGUGUAGUCAUCAGCUCCUGUGGGGUAGGAGGUGAUCGUGGAACACUUAGCUUGAAGGAUUUUAAUGGCUUUCAGGUAGAAUCCAAGUGGGAGACAAUCAAAAUGAAUUCUAUGGACAGGCACAUACAGCAGACCAAUGACCGGCUGCAGUGCAUAAAACAGCACUUACAGAAUCCUGCCAACUUCCACAAUGCAGCUACGGAGCUCCUGGACUGGUGCGGUGACCCAAGAGCGUUCCAGAGGCCCUUCGAACAGAGCCUGAUGGGAUGUUUGACGGUCGUGAGUCGAGUGGCAGCGCAGCAAGGCUUUGAUUUGGACCUUGGAUAUCGGCUGCUGGCCGUUUGUGCGGCAAACAGGGACAAAUUCACGCCAAAAUCAGCUGCGCUGCUCUCGUCGUGGUGUGAGGAGCUGGGACGGCUCUUACUGCUGCGCCACCAGAAGAGCCGGCAGAACGACCCCCCAGGGAAGCUCCCCAUGCAGCCGCCCAUGAACUCCAUGAGCUCCAUGAAACCCUCCCUUUCUCAUAGGUGCAUAUGUGACGGCUGCCAUCUUGACAGACCCCAGAGAUUGAAACGGGGACCUCCAGAGCUGAAAGCUGAUGGGUCUUUCCCUUACGAUUCUGUUCCGUGGCAGCAGAACGCCAAUCAGCCACCAGGUUCCCUGUCAGUGGUCACUACAGUAUGGGGUGUGACUAAUACAUCCCAGAGCCAGGUGCUGGGCAACCCCAUGGCCAACGCAAACAAUCCCAUGAACCCAGGAGGAAACCCCAUGGCUUCUGGGAUGACUACCAGCAAUCCUGGCAUGAAUUCGCCGCAGUUUGCAGGGCAGCAGCAGCAGUUCUCAGCCAAGGCAGGCUCCAACCAGCCCUAUAUACAGCAGAGCAUGUACGGGCGUCCCAACUAUCCAGGGAGUGGAGGUUUCGCAGGAAGCUACCCAGGAGGCCCUAAUAACCCUGCAGGAAUGGGGAUCCCACCCCACACCAGGCCGCCUGCUGAUUUUACUCAGCCAGCGGCUGCCGCUGCUGCAGCAGCCGUUGCAGCUGCAGCAGCUACUGCCACUGCCACAGCCACGGCGACCGUCGCAGCCCUUCAAGAAACGCAGAACAAGGAAAUGAACCAGUAUGGACCGGUUUGUUCCUCUUUCCAGAUGGGUCCAACUCAAGCGUACAACAGCCAGUUCAUGAACCAGCCUGGCCCUCGUGGGCCGCCUUCCAUGCCGGGCAGCAUGAACCCAGCCACCAUGGGAGCGGGCAUGACGCCUUCCAGUAUGAGCGGGCCCCCUAUGGGCAUGAACCAGCCCAGGCCACCUGGAAUGAGUCCCUUCACCCAUGGGCAAAGGAUGCCCCAGCAAGCCUACCCUGGCCCACGCUCCCAGUCUUUACCCAUGCAGGGCAUGAAGAGACCGUAUCCGGGAGAGCCAAAUUAUGGAAACCAGCAGUAUGGACCAAAUAGCCAGUUUCCAUCCCAGCCUGGUCAGUAUCCAGCUCCCAACCCUCCAAGACCCCUCACAUCUCCCAACUACCCUGGACAAAGGAUGCCAAACCAACAAAACACAGGGCAAUAUCCUCCUCCAACGGUCAACAUGGGACAGUAUUAUAAGCCAUCAAGGCCUGUUCCUGUGGCAAACUACCCUCACUCACCUGUUCCGGGAAACCCCACACCGCCUAUGACUCCAGGGAGCAGUAUUCCUCCAUACCUGUCCCCUAAUCAGGAUGUCAAACCGCCAUUCCCGCCUGACAUUAAGCCAAAUAUCAACGCUUUACCGCCACCUCCAAAUGCUAAAGGGAAAGUUCACACUUUCUCUCCCUCUUCGAUCCCAGCCAACCACAACGAUGAGCUGCGCCUGACGUUCCCUGUGAGAGACGGGGUUGUCUUAGAGCCCUUCCGGCUGGAACACAACCUGGCAGUCAGCAACCACGUUUUCCACCUACGGCCCACCGUCCACCAGACGCUAAUGUGGAGGUCAGACUUGGAGCUCCAGUUCAAGUGCUACCAUCAUGAGGACCGGCAGAUGAACACCAACUGGCCAGCGUCAGUCCAGGUCAGCGUCAAUGCCACGCCACUCACCAUCGAGCGGGGUGACAACAAGACAUCGCAUAAACCCCUGCACCUCAAGCACGUCUGCCAGCCGGGAAGAAACACCAUUCAAAUUACCGUCACAGCAUGCUGUUGUUCACACUUGUUCGUAUUGCAACUAGUACACCGGCCAUCAGUCCGCUCUGUCCUCCAGGGCUUGCUAAAGAAACGUCUCCUUCCGGCUGAGCACUGUAUCACCAAAAUCAAGAGGAAUUUUAGCAGCGUGGCAGCCUCCUCAGGCAACGCAACCCUCAAUGGAGAGGACGGGGUGGAGCAGACAGCCAUUAAGGUGUCUCUGAAGUGUCCAAUCACAUUCCGGCGGAUUCAGCUACCAGCAAGAGGCCACGACUGCAAACAUGUACAGUGCUUUGAUCUGGAAUCCUACUUGCAGCUGAACUGUGAAAGGGGGACGUGGCGGUGUCCCGUAUGCAAUAAAACAGCUCUGCUGGAAGGCCUCGAAGUUGACCAGUACAUGUGGGGCAUUCUGAACGCCAUACAAAACUCGGAGUUUGAGGAAGUCACCAUCGACCCGACGUGCAGCUGGAGGCCGGUGCCAAUCAAAUCCGACAUUCACAUCAAAGACGAUCCUGACGGGAUGCCUUCCAAGAGGUUUAAGACCAUGAGUCCCAGCCAGAUGAUCAUGCCCAAUGUGAUGGAGAUGAUUGCAGCUCUGGGGCCUGGCCCUUCACCUUACCCAUCGAUCCCACCUCCGCCAGGGAGCACCAACUCCAGCGAAUACAGUAACCAAGGCAACAGUUACCAAGGUCACAGCAAUUUUGAUUUUCCGCAUGGAAAUCCCGGUGGAACAUCUAUGAACGACUUCAUGCACGGGCCUCAACUGUCGCACCCUCCCGACAUGCCCAGUAGUAUGGCAGCCCUCGACAAACCCCUCAGUCACUCCAUGCAGGACCCCAUCCCUCAUCCCGGCAGCACUGAUCAAUCCCAUAGUUCCAUGCAGCAAGGUUUGCACGUACCUCAUCCCAGCAGCCAGUCAGGGCAGCCGUUACAUCACAGCGGUCCGCCUACCCAGCAGAGCCGGCAGCCACCACCGGCCGCUCCCAGCAACCAUCCACACAAUGACCUGGCCUUUAACCCCUCCUCAGCCUUAGAGGGCCAGGCUGGUGGGCAGGGCGCGUCCGACAUGCCGGAGCCUUCGCUGGAUCUGCUUCCAGAACUUACAAAUCCAGAUGAGCUGCUUUCGUACCUGGAUCCCCCUGACUUACCGAGCAAUAGCAAUGAUGACCUUCUCUCUCUCUUUGAGAACAACUGAAGCCUUUUGUGUUCUGUCCCCGACACCUGUCACUCGUUCGACACGUCUGUAGCUUCACAGUGUGGAAUCCCACACCGCCCUUUUCCCCCCCACGAGGAUGAACCUUGCAGCUGGAGGAGACGAUGGACACGUUCUUCAUCUCAGAACUCGCUUGCUCGUGUCAAGCUUCACAAAUUGUGGGGUAGAAAGAAAGAGGAUGAGAAGGCGGAAGGCCUCCAGACCCCGCGACACUCCACAUCACAGAUUGUUUGCGUAGCUCUGCAGAGAGAGAAGAGAAUUCGCUUGGGAGAUGGCGCAGCAUGAAGUAUCUUGGCAGAAGUCAGUCUCACCAAGGGAAGAAAAGGCAACAGAACUAUUCUGUUUCAGAAUGCCCUUCCAACUGUGUUCUUCCAUGCGUUUUGUUUGGUUUCUUUUUCCUUUAUGGUGUGGUGUCUGUUCCACUGUGUUUGUUCUCUCUCUCCCCGUCUGUACAUUUGGGUCGGACAGAAUUUAUUUGGCAAUGCCUUCAGAUUAGCCAAACAAACUCAAACCACGUAACACAUGCCAAAAAAGCACAAAAAAACCCAUAAUGAUAUCACAACUAAGAUAAAAAUGCAAAACACAUCAAAGGGAGGCGUCUGUUCGUCAGACGGUCAUUUCUGUGUGAUGGGAGGAGUCCUGUGGAUCUCUGGGCUGCGGCAACUGUGCGUUUUUUCUAAAUUGUAGCAAUUUUUAAACCUUGCAGGCCAGGUAGCCUCUUUGCUCUAACACAGAGACUUGUUUUCUUCUGUCUUUCUCUUUCCCCCUUUUCUUUCUUAAGGGGUUUGUUUUCAAAGGAUCAACUUGCUUGCCAUCACGUUAGCAGGCCAACCAUGAAAUGGGAGGGAGGGAUUUAAGUCACGUUCCCACAUGAGACUCUAAAAUGUUGGAUUUCACCAAGAGUUUUUCUUAACCUGUGCAGUAGGAGAGUCUUGGCCAGGGAGAAGAACUGGGAAGACACGAAAGUAGAGCAGCCAGAUGGCAAAAUAUCUGCUCCCAGCAGGAGUUUAUGUGGUUGCAGUGGGAGGAAGAGACACCCUGGGCCUGGUAACUGACAAAAGGGAACUUUGACUCUCAAAGGUUUCUACCCUGCAAACCUCGUUGGUCCCUCAGGUGCUCCGGAACUCAACUUUAGCUGUCCUACACCUCCCCGGUUUUUCUUUCUUUCUGUUUUUCAGAUUGUGACAUGGAAUUCACCCUUUUCCUUUUCUUUUUUUGAUGGGUUUUUUUUAGCUGCCAGGACUGUUUUCUAAAUAUAAAUAUAUAUAUAUAUUAUUUCCCCAAGGACAAUGGGCAUGGGAAGUGUCAAUCCCUCUGGUGCCCCAGCCCCAUGGCCUUCCUUGUCACAUGCAGUGCUUCCUUCCGUGGUCUUGUGCUUCUCAUCAGGUUGCCUCCCCCCCCCCCCCUGCAUGAGCUUCCCGUUGCUCCCAGGCCCGUUUCUGCGCUCUUGGUCAUGCUCUCGUAUAAAUGAUGUAUAGUGUCUGUCUGUCAAGACGUGCAUGUGUGCCAACUCCGCCCUGGCGGGCCAACAUUUCGUCUUCUGCCCACCGUGUGCAAAUCUUGCUUUCUUUGUGAAGAAAAAGAAAAGACCUUGAUGGCUUCCUUUCCCGUCCAUAAAUCAGAUCAAAUAUAUCCCAUAUUUGAUUUUCAGUAGUAGGCUUUCCAUUUUGUGCCCAAUGGAACUCGUGCUUGUCGGUUUCUGUGUGUAAGCUCCGCCCACUUUGCCCCCUGUGAAUGGCAUGGCCUGUGCAUUCCAUUCCCAACUUGCUCUCGUCACCAAAGUCAUGCUUGUAAAUUCUUUGCGCAUUUUGUUUUUAGCAUCUACCGCCACAGCUGUAUAUGCAUCUUGUGAUAUAUAUACUAGUUCGCAGCACUUUGCUGUAGAUAUUACAGGAAAUGGCAGUUUUAGUUCCUCUAUUUUCCAGUAGGAGUGUUGAAUUUGUAAAACAUUUUAUGUAGAGAUGUUUCGACACUUACUUUUCUCCCCAAUCUCCCUUUUAUUGAGGUUUUCUUUUUGUUUGUUUCAUAAGAAGCGCUGUUCAUUAUGCAAAAAUCAAUUAUUUUAAGAAUUGCUAUUGUAAAUACCUUUUGUGAAUAUUUUAGUAUCGUCUUUGAUAACAAUAUUCAACAUUUUCCUGAUCUGGUUAUACUUGUGUUUUAAAAUGCAUAGUCUUUGUGGGGGGAGCAUAGGUCCUCUUCUGUUUUUUUUUUUUAAGGGGUCUUGGAUUGAUGGAGUUUUUUUUCCUUUUGACAAAUUAGUCCCCCUCCAUUUCUUAGUCCAGUUUAAUGGAUCUGGCCGAUGUCCUGAACUGCCCAGAAAAUAAAUUGUUACGAGCCACGAUAUCACCUUGAGAUUCUUUUCUUUUGAGAUUCUUUUCUUUAGUCAGACAACAAAAAAGGUAAUUUUAAAAAAAUCCUUUGAAAAUGGCAUUGCCUCGUACGUAGGUGAGGAGACGGCAGUCCAAUAGGCGGCACACUACAUAGGAUCUUGGUUACUGAACACCCAAGGAAUAACGCAGUGUCAUAGUGGUGGUGGGAUACCAGGGGAAACUGAAGUUCAGAGCUUCCUUUUAUUUCAAGUGCAUUCUGGGUCUCCCCCCCCCCCCCAUAGUAGCUUCCCCAUUCUGUCUCCAUCAUAUAAGCAUUUGCUCCAUUUAUGUGAGCAAUGAAGGGUCAGUUGACCUUGCGUUGUUCCAUUAUUCUCAUUUGCUUUAAGCCAACCGGCAACCAGCUAAAGCAAUCACAGUUGUCAGGGGCUCGAAAGCCAGCUGUUUUCACAUCUGCCUCUCCAAAAACAGGCACGUUAACCAUUGCUUCUAGCAAGUUGUCGAGGCCUGUUUUAAGCCAUAUAUUGUAUUUUGCCUGUUCAGAGUUCAGCACCCAUUUUAUAAAGCCGAUCCUUUGCUAUUGCGCAGGCAUCCAGAUUAGGAAACAGAACCAUUUCCAAUCGGAUGUGUUGAGGUCGGGUGAAUGUGAAGGCACCGUAUGCAGGGCCCUGCUGAGGAGGCCGGAGAAGAGAUGCCCCCGUUGAGCAUCUAUUGUUAGCCUUGACCUGGCUGGCCCAGGCUAGCCUGAUCUCAUCAGAUCUCAGAAGCUAAACUAAGCUGAACACGUCCAGGGUCUGGACAGAGAGGCGGGCAAUGGCAAACCACCUCUGCACGUCUCUUGCCCUGAAAGCCUUGCAGGGCUGCCAUAAGUCGGCUGUCCCUUGACGGCCCUUUCCGCUGCCCCCAUUGUUAGGCUUGUGCGAUCCUGCCUGUCCUCCACAAAGUUCUUCCAUCCACAGGCUGAGCUUCACGGCAGAAUGGGUCCCCUGGCUUCCCCACAGCUCCAGCGAGAGGCUCCAACCACUACACCACACUGGCUGUCUUUCGGGAAAGUCCCAUCCGGGGCUCUCUUUUUUGGUAGAAAAAGCCCAGCAGGCACUCAUUUGCAUAUUUGGCCAUACCCCCUGACAUAACAGGGCUUUUGCAGAAGCCCGGCAGGAACUUAUUUGCAUAUUAGGCCACACCCCCUGAUGCCACGCUAGCCGGAACUGCAUUCCUGUGCGUUUCAGCUCAAAAAAAAAAAAACCACCCUGGUCUUAGCGGUGAAGUUUUUUCCCCACAGUAACCAAAAUCAGUGCUUAUUUUAAAAACUGUAGAUUUUAUGUAUAAUGAUUAGAUCUGUAGCAAGGGAGCAUGAUACCGACCAAAUUUAAGGGCUAACGUAGCUGGGUUAACAUCAAGUUAGAGCAUUUGCAAGGGUCCAGCCGAGCCCUUUUGUGUUGUAUUAAAGGGUAUAUUUAUCUAAGGAGCAGACCUAAAAAAUCAGCCCAGAAUGGCCCCUUCCCAUAAGCAGUUACUCACCAUCAGGUCAUGAAACCCACGGUCUGUUUCAGAGAAUUUGAGAUGGUUCGUUUGUAAUUUGCUCACUGCCAUAACCUUAGAAUGAGGUGAAACCCUAUGAGACAAUUUAGAGUUCUGUUGUGUUGAGUGGCAGAAUUCUAUUCCCAAAGCAUUUUAUUACUAUUAUUUUUAUUAUUCCUUUGUUUUGGAGGCAUUUUGGUUUGGUCUUUUUUAUUGUUUCCCUCUAGAUGCCCACCUGGAAAAGAACCCUCAGAGAUUUAUAAUUCUACUGCCAAGACAUAAUAUUAUUAUUAUUACGGGAUAAUGAAAACACAAUGUCUGCAGUGGAGGCUCCAGGGACAUCUGUACAUAUGUAAAUGGCAAAUAGAGACAUGUUAACAGAAAUGCAUUCAUUUUCCUUGGAAUGUGCAUUUGUUUUUAUUUUGCAGAGACAAAAAAAAAUGAAGCUUGAAGAUCCAUCUUAUGUGGGAAAUGAAUCCUGUUCGUUAGCGUUUGUGAAGUCUCCACGUUUGUUUCAUUUCUUGUAAUAUACUCUGGAAAUCCUUUGUGGAAAGAAUUUUUUUCUUGCAUUUUUUGUUUGUUUUUGUUUUACCUUCAUGUAAUAAUUAGCUUAAUGUGUACUAGUCUUAUCACCUGUGUAUUUUUAGGGUGCUACAAAAAAUAAUGAAGAAGAUAAGGGGAUUAAAUAAAAAAAAAGAUUGUAACCAAAUUCAUACUUUGUACAAUUUUUUAAUAUUGUGAUCAGAGGAGAAUUUAAAAAAAAAAAGUACAAUCUGAAGUUACCAUGCAAAAAUGGCCAUUGUUCUUGUUUGUACAUUGUAUGUACAGUACAACGCAAUCAUUUCAUACUUUAAAACUGGUCAGAAAAAAUAAUUGUGAUUUUUAGUCUUGCAAAACUGUAUGUAGUUAGAUGAUGUGACAACCUAAUAUUUAUCUAAUAAAUAUGUAUUCAAAUGAAACCUGUAUAUUAGGUGUUCAUGUGGUUAUUUUGUAUUUAAAAUAAAUAAAUCAGAUUGACUAUUGCUAGACAUUUAUAUACUUUCUUGUAACACUGAAAGUACUCUCAUUUUUGCUCAUGUUAUUAUUUUUUUUCCUAAAUAAAUUUGGAAAAAUUA
Heteronotia binoei (common prickly gecko) is the source of this 9065-nucleotide messenger RNA. It is a transcript of the gene ZMIZ1, whose product is annotated as zinc finger MIZ-type containing 1. The record is from RefSeq and is a predicted model, not a curated record. Gene Ontology annotation, molecular function: SUMO ligase activity; zinc ion binding. Gene Ontology annotation, biological process: protein sumoylation; regulation of transcription by RNA polymerase II. Lineage: Eukaryota; Metazoa; Chordata; Lepidosauria; Squamata; Gekkonidae. The coding region runs from base 842 to 4084 and encodes 1080 amino acids. The transcript is spliced from 25 exons.